This is a messenger RNA of Oncorhynchus masou masou (cherry salmon), 2335 nucleotides long. Its product is annotated as nuclear receptor coactivator 7-like. Gene Ontology annotation, biological process: response to oxidative stress. The record is from RefSeq and is a predicted model, not a curated record. The transcript is spliced from 6 exons. Bases 145 to 819 code for a protein of 224 amino acids. NCBI's taxonomy places the organism in Eukaryota, Metazoa, Chordata, Actinopteri, Salmoniformes, Salmonidae. Gene Ontology annotation, cellular component: nucleus.
UAAGAGAGAGCAUUUGAUGGUUGGGUACAGGUUAUCAGUUCACACUCUUGCCUGUGCCUGUGGUACAUACAGUAUCAUAUACUGAGGCAACUGUGUUACCUUAUUAGUAUACAUGAGUUGUGUUUUGGAGGAAUAUUAGUAGACAUGAGACCAAUGCAGGAGAACAUCAAGGUGCUUUACUUUGCAAACAAAUGUCUGGAGCCAUAUGUAAUGAUCAUCACAGGGAACGAUUCAGUAAAGCCUCGAUGGAGCGUGUGCAGCUCAGAGGAGGGUAACCGCUCUGAGGGCGAGGAGACUGAGGACAUACUUCCUGUUCUCCGAAACCACAGCCAGCUCCUCAACGACCAACACAUCGAGAGUCUAGCCAAUCACAUACCAGCAAGGACACAGGGGUAUCCAUGGAACCUGGUCUACAGCACAGCCAUUCAUGGCACCAGCCUGAAGACUCUGUACAGGCAAAUGGCCCACAUCGACAGUCCUGUGCUUCUGGUCAUCAAAGACAUGGAAAAAAAGGUGUUUGGUGCCUUCUCCUCCCAUCCCUUCAGAGUGAGUGACUGUUGCUACGGAACAGGAGAGACUUUUGUCUACAGCUUCGACCCUGCAUUUAAGGCCUACAGGUGGAGUGGUGAGAACUCUUACUUCAUCAGGGGCCAUAUGGACUCUCUACAGAUUGGUGGAGGAGGGGGGCUUUUUGGCCUGUGGCUGGAUGCUGAUCUGUACUACGGUGCCAGCUUCCCAUGUCACACCUUCAACAACCAGCCCCUGUCCACCCAGCAAGACUUCACAGUUCAGGACCUGGAAGUCUGGACUGUCCAGUAAACAGAGCGAGACGCUGAGAGACUCAGAAGCGGAAAAGAGAGAGAGAAAAAAGCUAGAGCCAUGAUUAUCUAUGGUUUACAACAUGGCUUUACUUGUGUUCAGUGAGGUUUAGCCUGUGUUCAAGCUGUUAAAGUACAGUAAGCUUAAUAUAGUAAGCUUGGUUUGUCCAAUGACUGUAUAUAUGAAUGGACAAUGCCAUCGAUCACGUGACACCAGUCAUUCCUAUGUGAAAACUCAAUAGUGCAUUUGAAGCCAAGGAAGUCCAUUAAGAUGGCGUCUCAUGUGGGAGAUUUACGUAGGCAUUACAUGCUAGUUUGAGCUACUCCAGGAUGUGACGUUGCAGGCUAGCUCAGUGCUGCCCCCUCUCAUUGAGUAUUUCAUGUUAAAGGCAGAAUGGGGCAUGCUGCCAUUAGCUACUAAAUUAUGAUAGUAACUUCUUCUGUGUGCGAUUUUAAAAUAAUCGGUUCAAGCACAUACAUCUGGGGUAAUAAGACAUUUUUGUUUUUAUUUGUUAUUAUAUUUAUAUGAAGAUUGACCAUGAAGAUUGCCAUUCCCAUUUUAGAGUAAUAUCCUAUUUUCAUCACAAUUUCCUCAUAAGCUUUAAACAUUAUAGAGGCUAAGAUGAACACACUACUGUACUACCCAACUAUUUUGUAUUUAUUUCUGUGUCUGUGUUACAAGGGAACAACAUCAGAUGCCCCGUAGGGAUUCCUCACACACACAACACUCAGGUCUAGAAACAGCCACGGCAGAGUACUGUCUCUUAGAGCUGCUAAAAGUGGCCUCUAAUGGUUUGUACUAAAGGUAUGGGUUUAAAUCCAUGUUAAAUGUUUUCUUACAUUUCUAAAAGAGAAUAAUGAAAUUUGUUUAAAAGAAAGAAACAGGAUAUAAGAUGGACCAAUUGUUUUAGUUUGGCGUCUUUUUCACAUUCCUUUGAUGUUUUUAUAUUUGCUAUAAAAAAAAAUAUAUAUAUAUUUAAAGAAAGGUUAUCCAGGGAAGUAUUUUGUUUUGUUUUUCUGUAUGUGUGCUGUACAGUGCUGGCACUGUUAAUGGCUCCUUAUUAAAAUUCUGCAUUUCCAGGUGACAAAAAAUGUGCUUUAAACUUGUGUGAUUAUGUGACUGAUUGUUUUCAGAUCAAUAAGCAUCAUUGCCUGAAAUAUUAAUACACUAAUAUUAAUCUCAUCAACAACAAUAUAAAAGCAAGAUUCAUGAAAACAAAAGGACAUAUGACAUGUUUUAGAUUUACUCAGUAUUUUGAAUUAUCAUGCCAGAUGCCCAGUCAUUUCUGUAUGUUGAAAUUAAGCUAUCAAUAGGUAGCCUAAGGCCACAUCAGUAAUCACUCAUUGUAUGAUUGGUUUUGAAAGAAAUUAUAAAAUGUCACAGCAUUAAUUUACAUGUUGCUGUACUGUCAAGGAAAGUAUGUUUGCUUAAUGAAAAUUACACCUGCAAUCUCAAAAGCAAGGCCUACAUAGGAUGCAGCCUAAUGUACUUUCACAACAGCUAAUGGGGAUCCUAA